Molecule: messenger RNA, 980 nt
Organism: Porites lobata
Lineage: Eukaryota; Metazoa; Cnidaria; Anthozoa; Scleractinia; Poritidae
Source: the annotation of a GenBank genome assembly
AUGUCAUGUCUUCCAGUUCCUAAGAACUGUGCUGAACUGUACAAAGCUGGAAAACGAACAAGUGGAGUUUACAAGUUCGACCCAGACGGUGCUGGUGCCUUUGACGUGUACUGUGACCAAACAACAUCCGGUGGGGGGUGGACAGUGUUCCAAAAGAGACUGGAUGGCUCGGUUAAUUUCUACCGCGGCUGGAACGACUACAAAAAAGGGUUCGGAAAUCUGAAUGGCGAGUUUUGGCUCGGACUGGACAAAAUUCACCGCCUGACAAAAACUAAAAACAAACUUCGAGUGGAUCUCGAGGAUUUCAACAGAAACACGGCUUAUGCUGAGUACAGCUACUUUGCUAUAACAGACGAGAGAAGCAAAUAUAAGCUGAGUCUUGGAACUUACUCCGGUAAUUAUAUUACUUACUGGAUUAAAAAUGGAGUUCGGGGAAACCUAAGGUAAUGCUAAUGAUUUUGGCAUUUAAGAAAUAAAGACUCACCACAGAGAUACAGUUAGUCCCACUUACAGUGAAGUAUGUAAUAAUCACACAGCUAUCAUAAAAUUAGAGUAAAGAAAAUUAAUAUAAUAUGGAGCGUUAGAGUGAUUUUACUUCGACUGACCAUGAAACGGAUUCAAUGCUUCCCGCUGUUUUUAGAUCUCAACCAUCGUAAAAUCAAUGUUAUGUGGAGAUACAUUCAAGGAAAUAUCGUUUCUUCCAAUUUCAUUUUCCAGGAAAUGCUGGUGACUCGCUAAGUUAUCACAAAAGCUCCUCUUUCUCCACUAAAGAUCGAGACAAUGACUUGGAGUCUGGUAACUGUGCUACAAGGUACAAGGGGGCCUGGUGGUACAAAUACUGUCAUCAUUCCAACCUGAACGGCCUCUAUCAUCGCGGAAGACACUCUUCAUAUGCUGAUGGUGUGAACUGGUAUCACUGGAAGGGAUAUAAAUACUCCGCUAAACGAGCUGAAAUGAAACUCAAACCAGUCAACUUCUAA